Ostrinia nubilalis (European corn borer) is the source of this 4419-nucleotide messenger RNA. It is a transcript of the gene Vps13D, whose product is annotated as intermembrane lipid transfer protein Vps13D. NCBI's taxonomy places the organism in Eukaryota, Metazoa, Arthropoda, Insecta, Lepidoptera, Crambidae. Gene Ontology annotation, cellular component: extrinsic component of membrane. Bases 1 to 4419 code for a protein of 1472 amino acids. Gene Ontology annotation, biological process: protein targeting to vacuole; protein retention in Golgi apparatus. The transcript is spliced from 27 exons. The record is from RefSeq and is a predicted model, not a curated record.
AUGCAGGGGGUGCAGUACCAGGGCGCGGUGGGCUGCGCGCUGGGGCUGGAGCGCAUCGCGCGCGUGCGCGAGUUCCGCGCGCUGCGCCCGCACGCGCCCGUCGCACAGCACGCGCGCCUCUGGUGGCUCUACGCGCUCUCCUGCCACAUCCCCGACCACCCCUGGACGGAUCCGAAGCCAACGUGGGAGUCUUGCCUGGAGCAGGCCCGCAAGACGAAGCAGUACGUGGACAUCUGCCUGUUCAUCCUCAGCAACCCGGCCGCCGCGCUGCCGCCCGACAAGAAACAGCUCAAGGACGACUUCGAGUGGGCCACGCCGCUGCACAUCCUCAAGCCCUUGAGGGAGGUUGCCAUGCGAAAAGUACCAAAAUCGACGCCGGCGUCGACGCCGGACCAGCCGGGCGCGUCGGGGCGCAGCAUGCUGGUGCACUGGUUCCCGCAGUGGUGGGGCUGGUACGGCGCGCCCGCCGACCCCGCGCCCGCGCCCGCGCCCGCGCCCGCGCCCGCGCCCGCCCCCGCCCCCGCCGCGCCCGUGCCCGAGCUCGAGGAGGAGAUCCUCGACGUGCUGGCCGACUCCAUCGAGAACAACACGCUGCUCAAGCGGGACACGGUCUUCGCGCAGUUUGAGUUCGAGCUCAACAAGGGCAGCCUCAAUUUGAGGGAAACUGACGAGGAAGACAGCCUCGGGCUGGAGCUGCAGUGCAGCCUGGUGCGCGUGUGCGUGGAGUCGCGGCCGCGCGGCGGCGCGCUGGCGCUGCAGCUGCGGCUGGGCGCGCUGUGCCUGCGCGAGCGCGUCACGCCCGGCACGCUGUUCCCCGUGCUCAUAGCGCCGCAGGGCAUGAUCCGCGAGGGACUGAGCGCGAUGAGCGCGGGCGGGGCUGCCAGCUGGCGCGCGCAGCCGGCCGCGCAGCCCGCGCAGGAGCCGCUGUUCCAGCUCAGCUACGAAAAGAAACCUUUCGGCGUCAACGCCGACUACAAGCUGUGGGUGAAGUCGGCGUCGCUGGAGGUGGUGUACUGCGCGGCGGCGGCGCGGUGGGCGCGCGGCUUCGUGCGCGCGGCGUGGGCGGGCGCGCGCUCGCCCUACGCGCACGUGCGCCAGCACACGCGCGCCACGCUCUCGCGACACUGGGCGCACAUGAUGCGCGCGUACCCGGGCGAGCGGCGGUCGUGGCACGUGGAGCUGGACAUCUCCGCGCCGCAGAUCCUGUUCGUGGAGGCGCUGUGCUCGCGCGAGGCGCGCGUGCUGGUGGUGGACUUCGGCCGCCUGCGCCUCGCCAACCACGCCGACUCCUUCGCCGCACCCGCGCCGGUGCCAGACACGCUCGACGGCGACGUGACUCCGACGGAGAUGUUCAUGACGCCGUGCUCGACGCCGCCGGGCAGCCUGCUGUCGCCGGGCUCGCCGCCCGAGGCGCAGCCCCACCACGCGCCGCUCGACGCCGCGCACCUGCACACCAGGCUGUACGACAGGUAUAACAUCGAGCUGAGCGACCUGCAGAUCCUGGUGGGGCGCGCGCGCGACAACUGGAAGUAUGCGCACACCAAGCCCACUUCCACGCUGCAUCUGCUGGACCGGUUCAGCAUAUCGCUUCAGGCGGAACGGCGAGUGGUGGCCACGAACGAUCCGCAGUACCCGACGGCGACGCUGUGCGGCUCGCUGCCCGCGCUGCAGGUGCACCUCAGCGAGCACAAGCUGGCCGCCGUGCGCGCCGUGCUCAACGCGCCCGUCGCGCCGUAUCGUGAGAGCAGCGAAAAACCACGCACUGAAACGACGGAGGAAGAAGAUUGUAGUGAAGCGUCAGAAGCUGAGCUGUCGUCGGCGUCCGCGCAGCAAAGCUCUUCUCUCUUCAUGCUGCAGUUCGCCAUCGAGCAAAUGUCGCUGGAGGUGCAGUCGCGCGGGCGCAGCAUCGCGGAGGUGCAGGUGUGCGGCGUGCGCGCGGCGCUGGCGGCGCGGCCGGCCGACGUGUCGCUGGCGCUGUCCGUGCACUCGCUGCUGCUCGUCGACGCGCUGCAGACCUACGGGCCCGACUUCGAGCUGCUGCUCGCCAGCCACAAGCACCUGGGCAUGGACGGCGCAUCUGGCAGCAUCCUGGGCUCAGAGCCGACGUCACCCACAUCGCCUACAUCGCCCGCGUCUCCAGACCCACGCCUUAUGCCCCCGCGCCCGCACCCGCCGCCGCACGCGCUGCGCAACGCGCUCGACUCGCUGCACCGCGCCACCAGCUCCAGCUGUAUGGCUGGUACCACGGCAUACCCGUAUCCCGACAUUGAGCGCACUAGCCCGCUGCCAAACUGGUCGUCCGGCAGCACGUGGAGCAUCGGCUCCCCGCCGGGCUCGGCCGCGGACCCAACUGCUACCUCCGGUCCCGCAGCGCCCGCGUGGGGCGCAGCGCCCACCGGCAGGGGCUCCACGGGCCCCGGGUGGGGCUCCAGCGGGCCCGGCUGGGCCGCCCCGGGAAUCGUCGACUCCGAAGCACUGAUCGCAGUCGAGCUGUGCUUUGUGAAGGGCGAGGGCGACUCCGAAGAUCUCCACAUUGCCAAUAUACUUUUUAACAAUUUAGAUAUUAUCGCAAACCAAGAAACGAUAGUAGAGCUGAUAGGGUUCGCGCAGCGCGUGAUGGGCCCGGCGAGCGCGAAGAAGACGUCGGACGCCGGGCUGGCGCCGCCGCCCGCCGACACCGACGCCGCCGACGGCCUGCCCACGCCCACUGAUGACCAGGAGCCGGAGGAGGAGGUCAAGAAGUCGGUGCGCACGGAGAUCACGUUCGACUUCCACCGGCUGGGCGUGCUGCUGCUGCGGGCCGCCGUGCUGGACGGCGCGCUGGUGGCGCGCAAGAUCGCCACCGCCACCGUCGCCGAGGCCAAGAUACAGGCCACGCUGGACGCUGCGAGCAUCGAGGUGGGCGGGUCGCUGGGCGGCGUGCAGGUGGUGUCGCUGUGCGAGGCGGGCCUGCACGCGCGCGUGGUGUCGGCGGGCCGCCUGCCGCCGCCGGGCCGCGCGCCCGCGCCGCCGCUUGACGAUGAGAAGGCGCUCUUCUUUACCAUCGCGCGCAAGCUGCAGCCCGCCGCUGGUGAUGACGCGCCCGUGGUGGAGGCGGUGGUGCGCGUGCGCGUGGCGCGCGUGUGGUACACGCACUCGGGCGCGCUGCUGCGGGAGCUGCGCUCGUGCCUCACGGAGUUCAAGCGCUACCUGGCCGAGCUGGCGCGCUCCAUCCGCGCCGCCGCCGCCGACAUGGCGCUCGGCCUCGUGCAUCCAAGGGGCGACUCGCUGUACGCGAACCCGAAGCUGUCGCAGUCGAUGGAGGGCGUGUCCCCGCGCCGGCGCACCGUCAGCCUGGGCUGCUCGCUGGACGAGCCGCCCGACAUCCGCCCCGAGCAGAUCGUGCUCAGCGUGAGCGUGGAGCUGGAGUCGCCGGUGGUGGUGCUGCCGCGCGCGGCGCGCAGCUCGGCGGUGCUGGUGGCGCACCUGGGCCGCAUGAGCCUGGCCAACCGCGCCGGCCCGCCCGCGCACGCCGCGUAUCGCGUGCGCGUGCGCGACAUCUCGCUUGCCACGGUUGAUGUGGGCGAGAAAUUGAAGGCGCUCAGUUUGACGGCGGAAAACAUGGCCGAGAUUUACGACGUGUCCAAUGGACAACCGGUUUUGCACAACACGGCGCUGCAGGUGUCUAUCAACUACAACGAGGGUGAAGAUGGUUUGCAUCAGUGUGAAGUGAGCGGCGCCGUGGUGGGAGGACUCCACGUGACCGCGCGGCGGGAGCAGUACGAGCAGGUGCUGGACACCGUGAAGUGGAUCACCACGGCCCACCACCGCCCGCCCAGCGACGCCCGCGCUGCUGACGUCACCGAUGGACAUAUGACCUACGCGCAGGCGGUAGCGGGUGUAGGCGCUUUGUUAGAGCCGGCGGUGCCGACGUUGCAACUAGACCCGGCCCUGCGCGCUGCGGCGCUGGCCGCGCCCGCCGCGCCCGCUCGCAGCACGCUCGCCUCGCCCGCGCCGCACCACGCGCGCCGUUUCACUCACCUUGUAGUGCGGUUCGAGGUGUGCCAGGUGAGCGUGGAGCUGCGCGCCGACCUGGGCCGCGGCGAGCGCAGCCUGGUGGAGCUGGCGGCGCGCGAGUUCGCGCUGCACUACCGCGCCGCGCACGCGCACGAGACCACGCUGCAGGUGUCACUGCACUCGAUAACCAUGGAGGACCUGACGAAGGAGCCGGGCUCGAAGCACCGGCUGCUGAUGGUGUCGCACCAGCCGCAGCUGCCCAAGGCCGUGUUCGUGUCCAAGUCGUGCCCCGACUUCGUCACGUGCCCGCUGGACGACGGCGCCAGCGCCAGCUCGCUGCUGGCGGCGCGCGCGCACUGCUGCUCGCUGCCCAGCGAACUCAACGUUUUGGACAAAUUGUUAAUACAUGAUAUUGCACCUUAA